This is a messenger RNA of Prorocentrum cordatum, 1325 nucleotides long. The record is from the annotation of a GenBank genome assembly. Lineage: Eukaryota; Dinophyceae; Prorocentrales; Prorocentraceae.
GGCUGCGCGUCCUGACGCCAAUCGUUACGAGUAUGCUGGGUUUGGGCUGGAGCGUGGUGUCGAAGAUACGGAGGAAAGUAGCACUUCUCGCGCUGGAUUGGAAAGAAGCGUUUGACCCUGAUAACGUGGACGCUCUGCUCGCAGCGCUGAAAAAGUUUGGGGUGCCCAACAAUGCGCUUAGCAUGAUCCGGGAUACAUGCAGAGACCGGAUUUUUUCCGUCUCACAUUGCCCGCGGAGAUCGCGAAAGCGGAAUCAAGUAUCCAGCAUGUCACAAGUUUUCCAUUAUUUCCAUUUCUCUUCGUCAUGGUCAUGAGCGUGAUCAUCGAGAGUACAAAGAAUAAGUUGGACGAGUACACGCUGAGUUUUUUGGCUUCCAGUGUCCUUGCGAUCCUAUUGUGCGCGGACGACGCGCUCCUAGCGGGGCGCCACGAAAGACUUACGCAAAAGGCUUUGGAUGCGAUAGCAGCAGCAGGCAAAGAAAUUGGCAUGGAACUACACUGAAACACAUUCCAAGGUGCUACGUUGUACUGCGAGGCACCGGUGGCAAUGUCAUCUACCCCGCUGGACACACUCAGUAUGUGGGAGCACAUAUUGAAUUUGUCGAUUGGGGCAGCGUGGGGCGAUUCCAGAGGUAUACAAGGGCAUGGAAAAACGCGUCGAUCCGCAUUUCAAGAGUUGGAACUGAUUGAGGCACGCAGCGCGACCAAAGUCGCGUAUUCGCUGAAUUCUGCGUGUCUGAGCAAAUCAGAAAGGCGGCGUUUUGAUGGAUUCCAAGCGAGGUGUCUUACGAGCAUUUUGAACAUCCAGCGUUCUUGAAUUUCAAAGGUAUCAAGUAUCAAGCAAACUGCAUUAGAGAAAGGCAGGCGCGAAACCUUACAGCGACCAGCUGCUAAGACAUCAACUUCUAUGGUUUGGACACAUCGGCCGCUGCAGGGCUGGCGACGUGCUUCGGGAACUGACGCUUCAACCGGGGAGCGCGAAACCCGUGACGGAUUCUAACAGGCGAGCGCCCGGGCGUCCCAGGCAUGAGCGGGCGAAGUGUUUUUACAAUUUCAUUCGCAGUAGUUUUGGCUCCGACUCUGCCCUGGUGGAUUGCACGGCAGAGGAACGAACGCGGCGUCAGUUUGCAACAGAGUUUGCGCUUGACUGCCGCGCUGCGCACUGACCUUCUUGCCCUGGCAUUGCGCGGUUUCAAUUGCCCACGCGCCGAAUGGCGUGUGGCUUCUCGUUCGCUCGUAGGGAGUUCCACAGAAGUCCCCGGUGGCCGCGGCCGCGUGCGUCCGCGCCACCCAGCGCAGCGUUUGGUGGCCCCAUAGAGAGCUCC